AUGGAGGAGGCUCACCUGUGGCUUGACAGCAGGUCGCAGGAAGAUGCGAUUGCCAAAGAGGGUCAGCCAUGGGCUAGCUACGCGGAUUAUUCAGAGAAGUACCUGGAUGGAGUGGAUCGGAAUAUUCUUCUCGAGGUGCACGCACCUGGAUGGGUUGCAGUACAACAGUCCAUUGGCAUUGAAUAUGGAAAGUCUGAAGGAGGCGACGACCAUUCUUGGUUCACAGGGCUCACCAAAACCGCUGGCCACUCAGGAGCAAAGGAUGAGAAUGAGGCACUGAAGGACGUCUGGCUCCAGCAUGAUCAACGGGUGAAGAAGUUGUGCGAGAAAUACGAACUGAACAGUGACCCCAAAAGCUUGAACUUGAAGGAUCAAGCCGGCUUGUUGAGGGGCAUUCUUUUCGUAGAUCUGAUACGAAGUGUCCGAAUUGUCCGCAUGAAGCUCCACACAUGGAAGUUCAUCCAGAAACUGGAGAGCUGA
Molecule: messenger RNA, 480 nt
Organism: Durusdinium trenchii
Lineage: Eukaryota; Dinophyceae; Suessiales; Symbiodiniaceae
Source: the annotation of a GenBank genome assembly